Salpingoeca rosetta is the source of this 3659-nucleotide messenger RNA. RefSeq lists its product as uncharacterized. The record is from RefSeq and is a predicted model, not a curated record. The transcript is spliced from 5 exons. Lineage: Eukaryota; Choanoflagellata; Craspedida; Salpingoecidae. Bases 184 to 3600 code for a protein of 1138 amino acids.
CAACAACAACAACAACAACAACAACAAGGCCGUCACCGACCAGCAGUACAGACGACGCACUCGUUGUGUUGUUGAGCCGUCAACAACUGAGCAGCAUCCCGCUCCGCCCCCCUCCCAAGCUGAUCGAUCACCCCCUUACCUAAUCACAGUGUCUUCAACAGCAACAGCACCAGUCGGCACACGAUGUUCCGCAACAACAAGGGCCAGAAGCGCCUCACCGGCGACAACAGCACACACGACAAGGUCAAUGUUCCCGAGAUCCACCUUGCCCGUGGCGGCUUUGGCGUUGGCACAGCCAUGAUUGGCGGCACCUCAGCCGCAUGGACAAAGUCCUUUCAACGAGACCACUUUGACACAAAGCGCGGUGUUCCUGGUCAAGACUCGUCUGACGAUCUCCUCGCCAACGUUGACAAAGAUCUCUUGAACCCAAGCGUUGAUGAUGAGGCAUGGGCAGCGCCCUGGUAUGUGGAGAAGAUUGCCAACAGCAAAGUGGCACGUGUGCUGGCGGACAAGCCAGACGGCACCUUCAUCAUCCGCGACAGCUCGUCCCAGCCAGGCUGCUUUGCCAUGAGCUACCGCUUCCUCAACCAGAUGCACCACACCCUUAUCAACAGCUCCGCCGGUGGCAUCCACCUUGCAAAGUCCAGCGAGACUUUCCCCUGCCUCUCCGAAUUGGUUGAGCGCUACAGCGUCAACUUCGACCGGUCAGGGGACGACCUCCCCUGUCCACUGCGCACAGAUGUGGAGCUGCCACUCCUCGACAAUGACAACAGCGCAAGUGGCCACGUGCAUGGCCAGCCGUCGCCUUUGCACCAGCAACAGCAACAGCAAGACCAACAACAGCAGCAGAAUAGCGCGUCGCCCCAACAGCCACAGAGCACGCUGUCCCGCAUCGACUCAUCUGGGCAGAUGCUCACCAUCAACGCGGAGACGGGUGAAGUGUUGCCCACCCCAUCCGCAGCACCAGCAACCGCCACCACCACCCCAACACCAUCUUCAGGCAUUGGCGGGACAAGGGCGUUCCCCGCUGUGCCAUCGCGUCGCACAAAGCCCUCGCACCACGCGGGAGUGGUCGAUGACAUGGACGUCUCCUCGUCCCCUGGCGGAGGGAUGAAGGCCGGCGUCGUGCUGUGCCCGCACUGCUCUUCGCGCCAAAGCAUGGCAAACAUGAUUUGCUCGUCGUGCAACAAGCGGCUCGACGGCAAGGAGCCCGCAGCCAGGCGCACGUCAAAGGCAAUGACAUACACAGACAUGGUCCCGCGCACAGUAUACCGCCGCCAACAAGAGCAGCAGCAGCAGCAAGAAGAAGGCAGUGGCAGCACUGGAGGUGAGGGAGUGGCGAUGAACGUGAGAAAUGAGGGCGCAGCACUGCGACACGUGCAGCCACGCGUGUCGUCGUCGUCAUCCGGAGAUGAAGAGGAAGACGAGGAGGACAGCAGCGAUGGGUACGAGGACAUGCAGGCACAGCGCAUGGCCAAGCAGUUGCGGCUCCAACAGCAGCACUACCAGCAGCAACAACAGCAGCAAGAACAACAGCAAGAACCACAGCAAGAACAACAGCUGCAGCAAGAACAACAGAAGGACGAGCAAGUGGGUGAUACGAAGCAGAAGAAAGACAAGAAGGACAAAAAGGAGAAGAAGGAGAAGAAGAAGAAAAAGACCAGGAAGAGCAAAGCUGUGGAGAUUGUUGUGGACCCGUUGCCUGCAGGCAUGAAAGGCAUCCUGCUUCCAGAGGACAGCCCCAAGAAGCACAACAUCUCGGUUCACUUUGAUGAGGACAACAUCACCAAGACCACCGCCGACAUGGCGUUUAUUCGCGGCGCUGCCGGUCGUGUGGACGACCUCGCAUGGGACUGCGGCUACUAUCUCGACGACAUGAUUGCCAAGCCGGAGCAGGCAGCGAGCAAGCUGAUGGGGUCUGCUGCUGGCAUGUUUGUCAUCUACGAGCACCCUGCAGGCGAAGACGCACUCAUGCUCUCCGUUGUUGGCGCCAACAACACGGUGCAGCACCACGUCAUCUCGCACAGCUACGACGGCCUUCAGUUUGAAGGGCAAGGCCCCUGCUUCAAGCACCUCUCGGACCUCGUCAUCCACUACGCGAGCAAGCAGCGCGCCAGCAGCGGCGCGCCCACCACAGCGCCAGCACUGCACCUUACCGAAGCCCAGCGUGAUCUGAUUCGCAGGGUGACAACUGCAACAGAGGGUGACUUGCCGCGGAAACGACGAGCAAGCAAAGAUAUGGAGGUGCCGGAGCAGGCUGAGCGCGGACAUAAGGGCCCGUACAACAAGUUGGCCACGCCAGACCACUUUAACCAGCCUUGGUACCAAGGCGAGCUGAGCCGUGUUGAGGCCGUGGCGAUGGUUGAGUUUGAGCCAUCAGGAUCGUUUGUUGUGCGCGACAACCACGACGAGCCCGGACGAUACAUUCUCACAUAUGUGCACGGCGCGGGCGAGCUUGGGCACGUGGAGAUCAAGCCCUACGGUGACGGCUAUGGCCUGGAGGAGGAAGGCGCCAUUGAGAAGCCGACGCUAACCGAGCUGGUUGAGUUCUACGCGAGCGAUGCCGGACUCGCCACGGGCCAUCUCGAAACGAAGCUGCGCCUGCCAAAGGGUGGCAGCGGUGUUGGCGUUGGUGCUGGUGUCGGUGUUGGUGGCGGGCAGAGCGCCGCAGCGCUGUUGCAGCCGCCGUCACCGGGCGGCAUUCGCCGCGCAUCGGGCGGCACCUCGCAACGCGCCGUCCACGAGCGACCGGGGUGGCUGCAGACGAACAUGCCCAAAGCCCAGGCCCUGCAGCACAUUGCUGGGCUGGACGACGGGGCGUUUGUCAUCCGCAGCAGCGAGACGCGCAAGAACUGCUACGUUCUCAGCUACAAGUUCCAUCGCCAGGUGCACCACGAGCUCAUCAAGCACACGCCGCCGCCAACAGCGCGCUUCUUCCUCUCGCGCAACCCAAACAAGACCUUUGGGUCGCUGCAGGAGCUUGUGGAGUACUUCCAGGCGCCGUCACAGGAGCUGAAAUACCCGCUCAUUCCCGCAUACAUGGCCGCGUCUCCGCUCAGCCGCGGCGCAAGCAGGCGGAGCACGCGCGCCAGUGGCGGUGGCAGCGGCGGCGGCGGUGGCGGCAAGCCCCCACUCAUGCGCCAAACGUCCCGCAACAAGGGGCUGACGGCACCCGAGGAUGUGCGACGCAGCGCCAGCUCGCUGAGCCUCAACGGCAACGGCAGCCCAAAGGAGUUUACGCGAUCGCGAUCGUCGCGGCGCUCGCGUCAUCGGGAGAGCGUGCGGAUGGCGCGAACGGGGGAGCGGCUGGACCAGCGCGCAGCAACGUCGCACUGGUGCUGCCUCAACAUGAGCAAGGAGGAGGCGAUGGGGAAGCUGCCGCAGAAGGAGGGCGCCUUUGUUGUGCGCCGCUCUGAUGAUUAUUUCGCCACGCUGACGAUGAUUGCAAACGGCAAGGCGCACCACUUCAACAUUGAGGACACGACACAGGGCCUGCGGCUGAAGAAGUCGACGUCCUUCCAACCAAAUUUGUCUGCGCUCAUUGCCUACUACAAGAUCCCCACGCAGGCAGACCUGCCCCGCUGCCUCAUGGCCUGGUGAUCCGUGCACGGUGUUUAUGUAUGUGAUUGCGAUUGUGUGUGUGUGUGUGUGUGUGUGUU